ACUCAUAAGAAGAUGGUUACGUUGUGGACAAACUUUGCUAAAACUGGUGAUCCAUUGAAAUCUUGGAUCUCAGAGAAAAAACGUCCAAAACCACCUUAUGGUGACAUAAGUGAAAUUACAUGGAAUCCGUUCAAUAUAAAGGACCCUAAAUACCUAGAUAUGGCCAACGAAGGUUUUAACAUGAAAAAUUUCGAGGAGCAACAGCGAAUGGAACCUUGGAAUGAACUUCAUGCGGAGUAUCAUAGAUACAUACUAGAUUUAGAAGAAAAACGCAAGUUAAAAGAAAAAAAAUAAACAA
Ctenocephalides felis (cat flea) is the source of this 298-nucleotide messenger RNA. RefSeq names its product neuroligin-2-like. The transcript is spliced from 2 exons. The record is from RefSeq and is a predicted model, not a curated record. Bases 13 to 294 code for a protein of 93 amino acids. NCBI's taxonomy places the organism in Eukaryota, Metazoa, Arthropoda, Insecta, Siphonaptera, Pulicidae.